Mucor mucedo is the source of this 897-nucleotide messenger RNA. RefSeq lists its product as uncharacterized. The transcript is spliced from 2 exons. Bases 1 to 897 code for a protein of 298 amino acids. Gene Ontology annotation, molecular function: DNA-binding transcription factor activity, RNA polymerase II-specific; RNA polymerase II cis-regulatory region sequence-specific DNA binding. Lineage: Eukaryota; Fungi; Mucoromycota; Mucoromycetes; Mucorales; Mucoraceae. The record is from RefSeq and is a predicted model, not a curated record. Gene Ontology annotation, biological process: regulation of transcription by RNA polymerase II.
AUGAACCCUUUUGAUUGUAAUUUUCAACAACGCAUCACAGCAAAGCCCACUACUGAUAAAUGGACCCCUAGUCCCACAUUAAAAUCUGCAGUCAUCUAUACCUCUCCCGAACCUGAAAUGACUUUAGAUACAGUAAGAUCACCCGAAACUCCACCCAUGUCUGCCAGUGAAAGCCCUUCAAGUGCAUCUUCUUUCAGCUCUAUCUCUGAACAAACCUCACUCCCAUAUUCUCCUCAACAAUCACAUACCAUGAUAAAUCCUCAAUUCAAUAGUUUCUCUCCGGAACAACAGGAGCAAAAUCGUCGCAGUAGCCGAAUUCAAACUAAGCAACCUUUUUUCUCUGAAUAUUUAAAAGAAAACGAUGGCGAUUUUAGCCCUAGAUCUGCAUCUGUCCAAAGCGGUCGCAAGAGACGCAUUGUUUUUGAAGGUGAUGAUGCAGAAGAUCGCAGAAAGAAAUUUUUAGAACGUAAUCGUGUUGCUGCAUACAAAUGCCGCCAAAAGAAAAAGAACUGGAUGCAAGAUCUGGAGCAAAAAGCUGAAAUUCAAAAUCAUCACAACGAAGAACUCCGUUCACUGGUGGCACAACUCAAGGAAGAAAGCAUGUACUUGCGCAACUUAUUACUUACUCACGGUAAUUGUGAUUGUGAUUCUGUACAAGCAUACCUUCGAAAGACGUCAGUUGAGAUUACUCGAAAUGUACAAGUGUUACCGGUGGCACCUCCUAUUAGAAGACAUUCUACAUACGCUCCUACUAUGCCAGCCUUUGAAGGUCCCUUUAAUCCUAUGCCACCAUUCCAAGAAACCUCUACAGGUUUAACACCAUUUCUUAAUACUGUCAUUAAUAAGUCUGAGCCAUCAAACGAUUAUUUCUCCCAAUCCCAUGCGGAUUCUGCUUAA